Molecule: messenger RNA, 429 nt
Organism: Necator americanus (New World hookworm)
Lineage: Eukaryota; Metazoa; Nematoda; Chromadorea; Rhabditida; Ancylostomatidae
Exons: 6
Coding region: 1-429 (142 amino acids)
Source: RefSeq, a predicted model, not a curated record
AUGUUCACGAGCAAAAAAAUCCGACGACGUUCCACCGCACAUACUGAAUUGGGCGCGAAAUUUAAAUUUGAAAACACUUCAAAAUCAUUUUCGCGGUGUGCGCGCCGUGGUUGUUUGAAGUGGUCUAAAAGGAGACCUUCUCCUAAGAUCCACAGUCAGCUAAUGGGCCAAUGGAUAUCUUCGAAAUUGGACUACUCCAUUGUUUCUGAGGAGAAUUCAGCGGAUUUGUUUUCUGGUACACCAACCAGCGGCAAACGAGUACUCACCAUCGAUCCACGAUCUCCAACUGCUGAUAUAAACAGAACCCCUAUUGAGAUCACUAGCACUCCAAAAACGAGUGGAGGAUCAUGGAUAAGCGGAGGAAAGAAGCUGACUCUUGAAGCUUUUCUGAAGCUCCGUUCCUUCCAUUACUUCAAGUGUUUCAAGUAG